Messenger RNA from Ceutorhynchus assimilis (cabbage seed weevil), 1403 nucleotides. Lineage: Eukaryota; Metazoa; Arthropoda; Insecta; Coleoptera; Curculionidae. The record is from the annotation of a GenBank genome assembly.
UUUCCAAUUUUUGCAUUACUUGUUUGCUGUUGCUUGGGUUGUGUUCCUUUCCAAGGUUUUCUUUUCAAUUUAAUUGUAAAAUGGUGCAAAAAGAACAAAGAGUGAAUCUACCUUGGGUCGAAAAGUACAGACCGAGUACCCUGGAUGAUCUGGUUUCCCAUGAAGAUAUUAUAAAAACAGUGAGCAAAUUCAUCCGCGAAGACCAAGUGCCUCAUUUAUUGUUCUAUGGUCCGCCAGGAACAGGCAAAACUAGCACAAUUCUAGCCUGUGCAAGACAAUUGUAUACACCAGCCCAAUUUUCUUCAAUGGUCUUGGAACUGAAUGCCUCAGAUGACAGAGGUAUUGGGAUAGUGAGAGGACAAAUUUUAACUUUUGCAAGCACCAGAACGAUCUUCAAAAGCGGCUUCAAAUUGAUAAUCCUAGAUGAAGCUGACGCUAUGACUAUGGAUGCUCAGAAUGCGUUAAGGAGAAUUAUAGAAAAGUAUACUGAAAAUAUAAGAUUUUGCAUUAUUUGCAAUUAUUUAAGUAAAAUUAUUCCUGCACUACAAUCCAGAUGUACCAGGUUCAGGUUCGGACCUUUAUCUCCAAAUCAAAUUCUUCCUAGAUUGAAUUAUGUCAUUGAUGAAGAAAAAGUUGAAAUUACUGAAGAUGGUAAGGAAGCUCUCCUAACUCUAGCCAAUGGAGAUAUGAGGAAAGUAUUAAAUGUUUUACAAAGUACUUGGCUUGCUUAUAAAAAUGUUACUGAGGAUACUGUAUACACUUGUGUAGGACAUCCUUUGAGAAUUGAUAUUGAAAAUAUUGUAAAAUGGUUGUUGAAUGAAGAUAUGAAAACUGCAUCUAAAAAUAUUCAAGAAUUGAAAACCUUGAAAGGUUUGGCUCUAAGUGAUAUUAUUACUGAAAUACAUAAGUUUGUUCAUAGAAUUGAAUUCCCAUUUGAAACUACUAUAAGGCUGCUAGAUAAAAUGGCAGAAAUUGAGUACAGGCUAGCACAAGGAGCAAAUGAGGGUAUUCAGUUGACUGGACUGAUAGCUUCUUUCCAGUUUGUUAAGGAAAUUAAACCUCCAGAAUAAGGAUUAUUUUAAGGUUUGUCAUCAAAUUUUCAUAAAAUUUGGAUAAUGAAAGAUUAAUUUUGUAUUUAGAUUUUUUUAUUUUUGUAGUAAAAAUCACAUAACCAUUUUUGAGGAUUAUUAAACAAUAACAAUUAAUAUUUUCCCCAUUGUUUCAUUAAAAAGGCAAAAAUAAAAAAAUAAAUUGAAGAAAAACAACAGUCGCAAUAGUUUAAAUAGGUAUUCUAGAAAAGUUAGAACUUAUUAACAUAAAUAACUUAAUAUGUAAUUGGGACUAGACUUAUUUUUCUUUGUUUAGGGCUUGAAUAAAUUCUUCUAGUUUCUCUUGAAUUUGUC